UUAGAAAUUUGUUCCCUGGUGACGUCAUUCCACCGGAAGCAUAGACUGGCCAUCGCCUGAUAGAACUGUGGUGACUGGUCCCUGGGUGCAUCAGACCUUAAACGAUGAGAGAAUACAAACUUGUUGUUUUGGGAAGUGGAGGUGUUGGAAAAAGUGCACUGACAGUUCAGUUUGUUCAGGGAAUUUUUGUUGAAAAAUAUGACCCAACCAUCGAAGACAGUUACAGAAAACAAGUGGAGGUUGAUGGCCAGCAGUGUAUGCUGGAAAUCCUUGACACUGCAGGAACUGAACAAUUCACAGCCAUGCGAGAUUUGUAUAUGAAAAAUGGCCAGGGAUUCCUGCUAGUCUAUUCAAUCACAGCCCAGUCCACUUUCAAUGAUCUGCAAGAACUGCGAGAACAAAUCCUCAGGGUCAAGGACACCGAUGAUGUACCAAUGCUCCUUGUGGGGAACAAGUGUGAUCUGGAGGAUGAGCGAGUGGUUGGAAAGGACCAAGGACAGAACUUGGCCCGAAGCUUCAAUUGCGCCUUUCUAGAGACUUCAGCAAAAGCCAAGAUCAAUGUUAGCGAGAUUUUCAUGGACCUGGUGCGUCAAAUUAACAAGAAGAGUCCGGAGCAAAACAACAAAGCCAAAAAGAAAGGGUCCAAGUGUACUUUGCUGUAGAAAUACCAUCCCAUCUUUUCAUCUGAAACAUCACGGCAUCCAGUGGAAGAACAGCCAGCCAUCUGUAUGCUGCAUCAACAUCAUCCAGGAAAGGGGAGCACUAAAAUUGCUUAACAUUUUCAGCCACUUUGCCUACUGUGGCAGGCUAAUAGAAGUCCAGACACAGUCGCUGGGCUUUUACUGUCUCUGUUUUUGCCUUUCUUUUUUUUUUUCACCUUUCUAUCCCCCAUUCGAACAGCUUUAUCACCCUCAGCUGCAGCCUGGAUUACUUUAGUUAUUUAAGACCAAAUUCAACACAAGUGAACUGGUAAAGUGAGUAGUUGUCCUGGUCUUUGCUGACUUCACCUCCAAGUCCAGCAGUGGCCAUGUUUCAGAAUUGUAAGCAGCCAUGCCUGGCAGGAAAAAAAUAUAUAGACAUUGGCUGUCAAGUCACCAGCUGCUUAUAGCAGUUCUGUGGUUCUUUCGCACAUCUUCAGCCUUUACCUCCAGAGAGAAUUACAGGCGGGUGAGAAAAAAAAACGGUGUGGGUGGAGCAUUGCUUAGCUGUUGUAUUGUUGAAUUUCCACUCGUUUCUCCACGAGAUAACUGACUCAUUGUGAAGGUCUCUUUUAAGACGAAAGACUGUUUUGGCAAACAAGGAAAAGGUUGUUGUACAAGCAGCCCUUUGAAUUUUUGUCCCAUUGCUUUCUUUCAUCUCUUCAGUUCCCCACCACUCCUCCAUGUGCCUGUAUAUUUAUAUAAUUAAUGCUUAAUGCUACAUCCUAGUUAUUUUGGUAUUAGGAUAGCUUGGUUAUACCAGGUUUUCAUCUAGUCUAUUCUACAUUCAGUUUCCUGUCUGUUGUGUAUUAUUGUAAAUUAUUCUAUUUUUAAAAAAAUUUUUUAAUAGCUCACUUUCUUUUUUAUAAAAGGAUGUUGGUGCAUCAUGAUAUUAGGCAAAAUAGAAAAUGUAAUUUACAUUUUGUGGUUUUGGUUUGUGCUCUUUGAGCUGGUUUUUCCUUGGACUGUUUCUAGUAAAGACAAACUACUAGGGUCAGUAAAACUCCCAUGUGGAUUGAAGAAGCAACUUUCAGCAAUGUCUGAAACUGUUCAUUCAGGGCUGUGCUUAUUGAGCUCACAUUGUUUCGCCUAACAACACCCUGCUCCAACAUGCUCAGAGCUCAGUUGUGUACUUGGCAUCUUCAGCUGCAUGCUAGAAAUGCUGCAAUCUUUUCUAAUUCUGCCAGCAUAUGGGCACUGACACUUACAUCUCAGUAUUGUUUUUUGUGUAUGUUCACGCUGUGUAUUUUAGCAUGGUUCCACCUUUUUUUCCUUUUGGUGUAACAGGGAGAGGGUGCUCCCGUUGCAUUCAGUCAAGGAAUUGCACUGUUUUCAUGUGCAGUCAUUUGUGUUUCUUACAAACAAUAGUAGUGUGUGGGUAGGAGGCAGGAGAAGAAGGUGUCAUGGGCUCUUUCCUGACAUCACUAUAUCAUUUGUGCAGGGUUUUUUUUUUUUGGUUUAAAAAAUAAGGAAAAAACAAGGGAAAGUUUAACUGCAGAUAAAAGAAAUGGCACCAUUUUUCCAGAAAGAUUAGUCUGAUGAGGUCGUAAUGGAUAAAGAUUAUUUCUGUGAUAGCUGCUUUUGAGAGGUACAAUAGACAAAAAUAAAAUACACUGGUUGCUGCCAUUUAUACUGCUGGUGCUUAAAGCAGAUUUUCAUGUUUAAAAUACUACCAAAACAUUUGAAGCUCGAGGCCAUGCUGUAGUUUCCAACUUGUUUUGAUUUGACUUGCUAUUAAUUUAUUUCAACAGUAGUCAUGUUUUCAUAUCACUUAAAUCGUCUUCUACAGAGUAGUUACCCCAUCCAUCCCUUUUGCCUUGCUGAUAUUGUAGUUUCUGUGCUUCACAAUUUAAUCAUAACCACCUUCCCUUCAAUCUUUUUUGUAAUAAAAUUUCACCUUUAUAACAGCCUGCACAUCACAGCCAACUGAGAUGCCCAGCUGUCAGUCACAGAUUGAGUUAACACUAGAUGUCCUAACAUAGAUAUGCACACAUAAACUCUUAUAGGAGCUAAUGGCUUGGGCUUAAAAUCCAUUUGCAAGUCAGCAGUGGCAAAACUUUACCAUGUUUUAGAUUCUUUUCUGCUUAUAGGAUUAUUAAUAAGGAAAAACAUUGCAUUUCAUGUGCUUUUUUUUUUAGUUUGUGCUUGUUCUGUAACACAUAACAUAAAAAUAAUUAACUCCUUUAUAGAAACUGGUAGUACCCAUGCACACAACUGUCCUGGGAGCAAUUUUAGACCAGUAUCCAUGUUCAUAAAUUUUAAACAAAUCUACAGACAUUAAAGGGGAAAGCAAAUGCCAGUCAGACAUGGCAAUAACUAAUGGACAACUAAGAAAUCGAAAAGGUCACAAAAGCUAAUGCUCAGAUGCAAAAGAAACUUGCAAAAUUCAAGUUCCUUACUGCUGUACUCUCUUGAUGAAAUGCAUGUAUUUUCCAUGUCACCUGGUCAAAAGGGUGGUGUGGUGGUGCAACAGUUGGCGCCUGUCACCAGUCUAGUGAGGGUUGGCUGUUCUGGGUUCAGCACUCUGACACACUGUUCUUUCUCUGUUUACUGGGCUUCCUUCAUUGCUAGAUAUGGCUUCAGUAGCUGGCUCUGUAUAAAACACGAAUUUCCACCCCCACCCCUCACCUGGUCAAAAACCUGAAACUGCUUAGAGUUUCUGAAAGUACUGUUGAGCUCCUGUUGGUAAUUGCAUGCAGAUUCCCUGGCGACAAGAGUUAAGGUAAGAUAACGUUUGCCAAGUUCCCAUUCCUGCUAAAAAGUGCAUGGUUGGUUUAGACUGGAGGAGGAAGUUGCUGUGCCAGCCUGUUUGUAAUGUGAAUGCUCUAUAGCUGCUGUCACUUCUAAUGUGGUCAUGCAGUCAUGGCUGUACUGUAAUGGAAGAUGAAGGAUUUUCUGGAAGAAAAGACGGUUCAAGAGUACAAGGAUGUAUGCUGCAUUAGGGAAGUUAUCAUGCCUAAGAUUUUGCAGCAAUGUUUGCAUCUGUAGCAUGCUUUCAUUUCAUAUGCAUGGAUUUUUUUUAAAAAUUUGGGUAUAAUUAGCAUGUAAAGGAAUUUUCAUGUCAUAUUUUGUAUUUUUGAGAGGGUCAGCUUUUUAAUCAAUUUUUUUCCUUAAGCAUUUGCAUACUACAAUUUUCAGCUGUGUUUGUACUAUACAUGGUUUGUCUGAAAGUAUAAAUUGUAAAAACAUAACAUAGAAGGGUUGGUUCCCACCUUUCCCUUGGUAGAAAGGAAUACUUUAACAGAAUACAAUGUACUGGCUUUUCUAACUUGUUCUUGGGUUUGCAUGAAAAGACAAAACUUUACCCAGCUGUUCACUGGGUAAAAGCAAAAUAUUUUUGUACCAGUUUCAAAUGCCAGCUCAGAGUAUGUAGAUAAUGUCAUCUGUCAUUUUGCACACAUUGUCGGAUGUGUGGGUCGCAUAUGACCACUGGCUGCCUCCUAGUUAUAUUGUAUCAUUUUCUGUAUUGAAGACAAAAGACAUAGUACACGCCUUGUGUACUCAGUGAACUUAGGGCAUUGUGGGAUUUCAAAUCAGUGAAAAAAAAUGACCACUCCUGAGAUGUGUUCACCUCCGUUCCAAGCGGAUAACACAUGCACUGGGUUGGUUUUUUUUUUGUUUUUUUCAGCACUUUGUGUUGCCAUGUACUGUUAAUGAUGUACAGACUUUUUUCCCCCCCCUAUUCAUUACUCAUAAUGCUCCAGCUCAGUUGCAAUAAAUUUUACAACAAAGAA
This is a messenger RNA of Pomacea canaliculata, 4432 nucleotides long. RefSeq names its product ras-related protein Rap1. Gene Ontology annotation, biological process: Rap protein signal transduction; negative regulation of synaptic vesicle exocytosis; cellular response to cAMP. The record is from RefSeq and is a predicted model, not a curated record. NCBI's taxonomy places the organism in Eukaryota, Metazoa, Mollusca, Gastropoda, Architaenioglossa, Ampullariidae. The transcript is spliced from 8 exons. Gene Ontology annotation, molecular function: GTPase activity; GDP binding; GTP binding. The coding region runs from base 105 to 662 and encodes 185 amino acids. Gene Ontology annotation, cellular component: plasma membrane.